UGUUGUGAGGGGCAGAGUUGUCUGGAACUGGUGGCCAAACGGGAGAAACGAGUUUUUCAGGUCUUUAUGACCAUCUGUAAACCACACCGCGUUUCUUACUAAAGGACGUCAAAUAUCGGACAGCUGUUUGGACUAAUCAUAAUUGCUCUUGUGCGUCACAUCCGCUUUUUCUGGCGCUGUGGACUGGAUUUUGGCUGCAGCCUCCUCUGGAAACCUCAAUAAUGGGCAGCGUUUUAGCCGCCAGCGCCGCCCCGGCGCCGCCGUUGCUGCCAGGCGUUGUGUUGCCUCCGCUCCCUCCUCCUCCCUCGGCCGGAUCCGGAUCCGGAUCCGGAUCCGGAUCCGGACCGCAGCGGGAGGCGAAGAACGUUCUGCCCAACCCCGGAGCCUUUGAGCAGUGUCAUCAAACAUGUAAAGAGGUUUUCCCGACGCAGGUGAACGGAGUCCGACUCGUCCUGAACAAGGCGCUGAGCAAACACCUCCAGGUGAAUCAUUCCCUGCAGCUCAGCUCCACAGAAAACUCCAGCUACAGGUUCGGAACCACGUUCAUCGGAUCCGGUCGGGCCGGUCCUGCUGAGUUGUACCCGGUCCUGGUGGGCGACGUGGACAGCAGCGGCAGCCUGAACGCCCAGGUCAUCCAUCAGGUCACCGACAGGAUCCGGUCCAAAGUGGUCUUCCAGACCCACCAGCAGACGUUCGUGACCUGGACGGCCGACGCCGAGUUCAGGGGCGAGGAUUUCACGGUGGCGGUCGCCUUCGCCAACCCAGACGUCCUCAACGAUUCUGGGACGGUCAUCACACACUACCUGCAGUCCGUAACUCCGGCUCUGGCGAUGGGAGGACAGCUGGUGUAUCAGCGUCGCCCCGGAGACGAGGCGGCCUUUCUGUCGCUAGUGGGCAGGUACACAGGAAGUAACUUCAUCGGCGCGCUGACCCUCAGCCGGGCCAGCGUUCAAGCGUCGUACUACCACAGAGCCGGCGACCAGCUCGGCGUGGUGCUGGAGACCGGCGCGUUUUGGGAGGACAGCACCGUGACCUUCGGCUACCAGCUGAAUGUUCCCAAAGCUAACCUGCAGUUCAAAGGUGUGAUCAACAGCAACUGGGUCGUCGGAGCGACGCUGGAGAAGAAGCUCCUCCCCCUUCCUCUCUCCCUGAUGCUCUGCUCCUUCCUGAACCACCAGAAGAACAAAUUCCUCUGCGGCUUCGGCAUCAUGAUCGGCUAGCGCCUCCUCUGGCGCCCCCUGCCCCUCUGCCUGAUUACUGCAUCCAGCUGUUGGUGUUCAGGAUAAAAUUCAGCUUUAAGCAGAACGUCAAGUUCAGCAGAGACUUCCUGUUCUGGGUCUUAUUCCUGGUUUUUUGGUUGUUUUUAAUGGAAACCUUCUUCUAUUAUUAAUUAAAUAUAAAUCAUCUGGUUCACCCUCAAAGCCAUUUGGAAAGUUACACUGUAAAAAAUUAGCAGCAAUAUUUUGGGUUAUUUAGUUAUAAUAGGAAAAACUCUGUGUUCAUUUUCCAGAGUCAGAUUUUCUCCAUAUUUAUAAAUUAGAAAUGUUACAGUUUCAAACUAAAUAUGUAGUUAAGAAGCUAAAUAUCUGAUUUGUAAACAGAAUAUUUAGUUUCAGAUUAUUCAGCUUCAAAUUAUUUAUUUUCCAAAUUAAAUAUUUAGCUUGGACCUAAAUAUUUAGUUCACAAAGUAAACUAAAUAGCUUAGUAGCAACUAUUUCAGCUAACAUGCUAACUAGGUAUUUAGCUUGCUAGCCAAAUAUUUAUUUGCCACACUAAAUAUUUAGUUUGUGAACUACAUUUUAAGCAUGAACCUAAAUAUAUAGCUUGCUAGCUAAACCUGAUUUAGCUAGUUUAGUUUGCAGGCUAAUGCUUCCGCUAACCCGUCUUUUAAACCGGUGUUGAUAAAUGACCGGCUGAAUAAACCAAAACUUUGCUCUUAAUUUUUUACUGUGUGACUUUACUGAGCUGAUUGUUCUCCGUCCUGAUCGGUUCUGUUGCCUUUUUAUAGCUGGUUCUGUUGAAACCGGAACAGAAGAGACAGAAAUACUUUAAAAUAAAAUGUCUUAUAAAC
Gambusia affinis (western mosquitofish) is the source of this 2071-nucleotide messenger RNA. RefSeq names its product translocase of outer mitochondrial membrane 40 homolog, like (gene tomm40l). Lineage: Eukaryota; Metazoa; Chordata; Actinopteri; Cyprinodontiformes; Poeciliidae. The record is from RefSeq and is a predicted model, not a curated record. Bases 222 to 1220 code for a protein of 332 amino acids. The transcript is spliced from 10 exons. Gene Ontology annotation, molecular function: transmembrane protein transporter activity. Gene Ontology annotation, biological process: protein import into mitochondrial matrix. Gene Ontology annotation, cellular component: mitochondrial outer membrane; mitochondrial outer membrane translocase complex.